AUCCGUCAAAGCUAAGAAAAGGAGGGGAAAGGAAAAAGGAAGUCAUUUUCACGAAGUUUGCAAAGAAAAUUCCAAACAGAGAUUAGAGAGAGAACCAGUAUUGGAAAAUCAGUCAUACGCGGAAUUUCAAUUCCGUCUGUUUAAAGUUGUAUUAAUAAAAACGAGAUUCUGGUUGUUUGGGAAAAAAGAAUUUCAUUUCCUCUUCGUCGACAAAUUACAAGUUGCAGAAAGUGGGGAGAUUUGUGUUGACGGAUCUGGUGAUAAAAAGGAGGAGAAAUAUAGAUUCUAGAGAGAGAAACAUAUACAUAUAUCUAUUCAUAUACAUAUAUUUAGAGAGAGAGAGAGAGAGAGAGAGUUUGGAAUUUGAAUGGCAUCAGCUGCGAUAUUCUCGUCUCUCCGGCGGAGGAGGUCGCCGUCUCUGGAGGCGUUCCUGGCACCGGUGGAUCUCGACGACGUUUCGCUCGUUGAAACCCUAGCGGCGGUCACGACGGAGUUGAUCUCGUCGUUCUCCGGCAAGGCGUUGCCGUUUCAGCGCAAGAAUUCGCGGUGUCUGAUUCGGAAGAUCGAGGUGUUCGUUGUUCUAUUGGAGUGCCUUCGUGACUCCGGUUCGAUUUUGCCUCCGACGGCCAUUCUCUGCCUGAAGGAGCUUUAUCUGUUGUUGUAUCGCUCGAAGAUACUUCUCGAUUACUGCUCGCACUCAAGUAAGUUAUGGCUUUUACUUCAGAACCAUUCGAUUUCGGGGCAUUUUCAUGAUCUUAAUCAAGAAACGUAUACGCUUUUGGAUGUUUUCCCAAUAAAAGAGCUCAAUUUGAGUGACGAUAUUACAGAACAAAUUGAAUUGUUACAAAAGCAAUCGAGACGGGCCAAAUUGUUCAUUGAUAGAAAUGAUGAGACAUUGAGAAUAAAAUUAUUUUCAUUUCUUAAUGAAUUUGAGAACGGGCGAGUUCCUGAUCCGGUGGAAUUGUAUUCGUUUUUCAUCGAAAGAUUGGGAAUUCGAGGUGCGAAGAGUUGCAGGGUUGAAAUUGAGUUUUUGGAGGAGCAGAUUGUGAAUCAUGGGGGAGAUAUUGAGCCGACUGUUUCGGUGCUUAAUGGGUUUGUGGCACUAACUCGGUAUUGUAGGUUCUUGCUCUUUGGAUUUGAGGAGGAUGAAGUGGAAUUUGGAAUUGGGAAACAUAGGAGGCCGAGAAAAAGGUUGAUAACUCAAGAAAUUGCAGAUACAUUUAUUACUGUUCCGAAGGACUUUUGCUGUCCUAUAUCAUUGGAUUUGAUGUUAGACCCAGUGAUUAUUUCAACAGGGCAGACUUAUGAUCGAGCUUCCAUAUCAAGGUGGAUGGAAGAAGGGCAUUGCACUUGCCCAAAGACAGGGCAGAUGCUUGUUCACAGCCGGCUUGUGCCUAAUCGGGCUUUAAGGAAUUUGAUUGUACAGUGGUGCACUGCUCAUGGAAUAACCCUUGACCCGCCAGAGAGUGGCGAAUCAUCUGCUGAAAGUAUUGUUAUGCCUUCUGUGAGCAAGGCUGCAAUUGGAGCUAAUAAAGCUACAGCAGCACUUCUCAUUCAACAGCUAGCUAAUGGGUCGCCGGGUGCAAAAACUAUUGCUGCCCGAGAGAUCCGUUUGUUAGCAAAAACUGGAAGAGAAAACCGUGCUUACAUUGCAGAAGCUGGAGCAAUUCCUCAUCUGAAAGGGCUGCUUUCAUCUCCAAAUACUGUUGCACAAGAGAAUUCUGUGACUGCAAUGCUUAACCUAUCGAUUUAUGACAAGAACAAAAGCCGAAUUAUGGAUGAAGAAGGGUGUUUAGAAUCUAUUGUGAAAGUGCUUAGAUUUGGGCAUACAACCGAGGCAAGGGAAAAUGCUGCAGCAACAUUGUUUAGCCUCUCUGCGGUACAUGACUAUAAGAAGAGAAUAGCAGACGAGGAUGGAGCAGUUGAAGCCCUGGCAGGAUUGCUGAGAGAGGGGACACCGAGAGGUAAAAAGGAUGCAGUUACAGCCCUAUUUAACCUAUCCACCCACGCAGAUAAUUGUGUUAGAAUGAUAGAUUCAGGUGCUGUAACAGCAUUGGUGGGAGCUUUGGGAGUUGAGGGUGUUGCAGAGGAAGCAGCAGGCGCACUGGCCUUGAUUGUUAGGCAGCCGACUGGGGCAGAAGCAGUGGGGAAUGAGGAAAUGGCAGUGGCAGGAUUGAUAGGAAUGAUGCGUUGUGGGACUCCAAGAGGGAAAGAAAAUGCAGUUGCAGCAUUGCUUGAGUUUUGUCGGACUGGUGGGGCGCCUGCAACUGAGAGGGUGGUGAAGGCACCAGCAUUGGCCGGUCUGCUUCAGACUUUGCUCUUCACAGGAACAAAGAGGGCAAGGAGAAAGGCAGCAUCACUCGCAAGAGUGUUCCAAAGGUGUGAGAAUUCUUACAUGCAUUUUGGUGUGGGGUAUGCCUUUGCAGGCAACUCUGCUACAAAUAGGGAUACAAGCUUUGCUGGUGAUGUUUCCGUGCCAAUGUCCAUUUCAGUGCCUGUUUUAUAGCGGCAAUAUCCAGUUGUUUUAUUGCCCUGUAUCCAUAAUGUUUCAUUUUUGUUGGUUACAGUCACAAAUUCUUUUAUUGAAAAAUAUAGAUGAGCAAAAAUUAAUAGGAACACCAAAAUUGCUGUGUUUGGAAACAAUGAUGAGAGCUUUGAGCUGCUAAUCUUUAUAUGUGAUGUCCAAUUAUCUUAUAAUUAGCAUAUGAAAUAGUUAUAUGCAAAAAAACUGGUUCUUUAGGAAACUAUUUUCCCAAUUGUUUGAUACUUGAAUACUAUUGAAAUUGAUGCAGGGAUUUAUUUAUUUUUUUUCUCUUUCGGUUCUUCAUGUAUAAAUAAAGUGACAUACUAAGUGAUCCUUGAGAAAACGAGCUGAAAUUUGUCUUCUGAUUUAUGUUUUGAUCUCCUGUAAUUUGACACACUUGAGGCAAGUAAAGGGACUCUUUUCUCUAUUUACACCUGUUA
This is a messenger RNA of Cornus florida, 2964 nucleotides long. Its product is annotated as U-box domain-containing protein 17. Bases 368 to 2506 code for a protein of 712 amino acids. Gene Ontology annotation, biological process: protein ubiquitination. Gene Ontology annotation, cellular component: cytoplasm; nucleus. Gene Ontology annotation, molecular function: protein binding; ubiquitin-protein transferase activity. The transcript has a single exon. Lineage: Eukaryota; Viridiplantae; Streptophyta; Magnoliopsida; Cornales; Cornaceae. The record is from RefSeq and is a predicted model, not a curated record.